Molecule: messenger RNA, 1185 nt
Organism: Sabethes cyaneus
Lineage: Eukaryota; Metazoa; Arthropoda; Insecta; Diptera; Culicidae
Product: protein-L-histidine N-pros-methyltransferase
Exons: 6
Coding region: 104-1021 (305 amino acids)
Molecular function (GO): protein-L-histidine N-pros-methyltransferase activity
Source: RefSeq, a predicted model, not a curated record
UUUGUUUAAUCUAAAUCGAUUUUAGUUUAUACAUUACUACUCUAAAUUAUUAAUUACGGAAUAGACAGUUCAGUAAACAGUAGAUUAUCUAUUUAAGUGUGCUAUGAUGGCUUAUGUGCCGAGAGGAUUUUUUGCAAGACUUGCAAUUGAUAAAAGUCGGAACGAUGAACACCUCGCCAACUGUAAUAUGUCCAACUGGUAUUCGUUAUCAAAGCCGCCGGAGAAAUAUGCAGAUAGGUUCAUAGAUAUGCGUCAACCUGACGAAAUCACCCUGAGCUGGUUGGAAAGAUCGAAAGAAAUAUCUAGUAAAUUAUUAUUACAAUUGUGGCAUUUACUAGCUAAAGCUAUUUUAAGUGUGUUCAUGACGCAAACAGACGUAAACGGAUUACUUCGGAGAGGGUCCAUGUUCAUUCUUUCUGAGCUUCAGUUUCAACAUCUGCUACUAAAAGGAGGAACAAAAGAAUCACUAAAACAAUCCUCAGAAAUAAAUGUUUUAGACAUUGGCGCCGGAGAUGGUGAAGUAACAAUCAGACUUGUUAAAGCAAUAAGAAAUAUAUUCCCGUCAAGUAUAACUAAGUUGUUUGCCACAGAGUCUAGUUGGAUUAUGAGAUCAAGACUGAGUCAAAAGCAAAUUUUUGUUAUGGAUGAUAUCAAUCACAUGUCGGAUGUGGACAUUGUUUCAUGUCUCAACGUACUGGAUAGAUGCAUUGACCCGCAUCAGAUUCUACAUGAUAUUUAUAAUGUUUUGGCACCUAACGGAAGGCUGCUUCUUGCUUUGGUGCUUCCUUACAGCCAUUAUGUGGAAAAAAAUUCUAGUCAUUUACCAUUGAAACCGUUGAUGGAACACUGGCCAACAUCCCAAUGCCUGCCAAUAGAAAGAGAGAUUGAGUAUUUCUUCGAAGCACUCGAGAAUGUUGGUUUCAAAAUUGUAGUUUGGACUAAAGCUCCUUAUUUAUGCGAAGGCGAUUUAAAGCAAUCAUAUUAUUGGUUAGAUGAUAUUGUUGUAGUUUGUUCAAAGUAAAACUGUGUUUAGGAGCAAAUUCGGCAAAACUGUUUAAGCUUCAGCACAGAUUAAAAAAUGUUUUUUUAGACCUGUUUUAUUAUUGUAUACGAAAACAUUUUGUGGAAUAUAGCAUUCGUCGUAUAUCACAUCUCACAUGUAGAUUCAUAGCAUAGCAUAGACAA